AUGACUCUUGGUGAAAGAAAUGUGAACAAGAUAAACAAAACCAUCUUGCUUGUGGGUGAAACAGGAACAGGAAAAUCUACUCUGGUCAACGCUCUGGUCAACUACGCCAUGGGAGUGAAGUGGGAGGAUGAUGUCUGGUUUAAGAUCGUAGAGGACGAGAAGAGAAACCAGUCAGAGAGUCAGACAUUAGAUGUGAUGGUGUACCAGGUCUUUGGUUUUGAAGGUGAAACUCUGCCCUACUCUCUGACCAUCAUAGAUACUCCUGGAUACGGAAACACCAGAGGAAUCGAACAGGAUGACAUCGUCAGUCAAAGAUUAUUAGACUGGUUCCGCUCAGAGGACGGAGUUCAUGAGGUUAAUGCAGUGGGUCUGGUGCUGAAAGCAACUGAGAAUCGACUGAGUGAGCGACUGAAGUACGUCUUUGAUUCAGUGGUGUCUCUGUUUGGAAAAAACAUGGAGAAGAACAUUGUUGCUCUCAUCACACUCUCAAAUUGUCUGACACCUGAAAAUGUUCUGAAAGCUCUCGGAGAUGCAAAAAUUAAAUGUGCCAAAGAUGAAAAGAAUCAGCCUGUUUACUUCCUGUUUAAUAACU
This is a messenger RNA of Micropterus dolomieu (smallmouth bass), 592 nucleotides long. RefSeq names its product septin-5-like. The annotation marks the transcript as partial. Gene Ontology annotation, molecular function: GTP binding. Lineage: Eukaryota; Metazoa; Chordata; Actinopteri; Centrarchiformes; Centrarchidae. The record is from RefSeq and is a predicted model, not a curated record. The transcript has a single exon.